Messenger RNA from Nothobranchius furzeri (turquoise killifish), 7891 nucleotides. The record is from RefSeq and is a predicted model, not a curated record. Lineage: Eukaryota; Metazoa; Chordata; Actinopteri; Cyprinodontiformes; Nothobranchiidae.
GUGCCCUUUUUGAGGUUUAAUGAUUUUUUUAUACAUUUAUUUAUUUUUAUUUUUAUUUUAUUUUUUAAAGAAUUUUCUGUUUGUGCCCCCUCAACAAUAACAAAAAUAAUAAUUAAUAAAAUUUCUGUUUAAUAAAGUUAUAUAGCUGGCGUGAGUCACGUGACCACCUUCCCUUCCUGACGCCAGAGCGCACAGCCGGUCAGCGCCCACGUUUCCUUCAUGGCCGAGGGAGCGGUGCAGAGCUUUUAGGACAUACAUAUUGAUUGGGAGAAACGGACUAACACCGACAUGCCUCGUAAGGACAGGAGGCGGAAGCAGCGACAGAAAGAGCUACAUGAGGCAGCUAAAGGCAGUGGGUCCCUCACCAGCUGGAUAAAAAAAGAGUACAGUCUGAGAUCAACACAGCCUUGCCCUCCAGCAUCAUCAGCAGCAGCAAGAGGAGCAACCCUGCAACAGCUACAUUGUACCCCAUCAUCAGGUAAAAUAGGACAGCAAUAGAUCAGGAGGUGGAGCAGCUUGUCCAGUAAUCGGAAGGUUGCAGGUUUGAGCCUGACUUCAAUCAGAGAUUGAUGCUGUUGUGUCCUUGGGCAAGACACUUAACCUGCUUUGCCUGCUGGUGGUGGUCGGAGGGACCGGUGGUGCCUGUGCUCAGCAGCUUCACCUCUGUCAGUGCGCUCCAGAGCAGCUAUGGCUACAUCAUAGCUCAUCACCAUCAGUGUGUUAAUGUGUGUGUGUGAAUGAUUGAUUGUGUUGUAAUGUGCCUUGCGGGGUUGUAGAACCCUAAGAAGGCAUUAUACAAAUACAGACCAUUUACCAAAACAAGUUAUUUUUGCUUUACAUUGUCCUUAUGGUGCAUAUAAUGAUUCGCUUCCAUUUUGAAUUUCUAAUAAAUAUGAUUUGUUAUUCAGUCGGGUAUACUGUGGUUAUGUCAUGGUGUUUGAAAAUAUUAUUCUGUGUGCCCCUUUUUAAAUUUGAGCACCCGCCCCUUCAAAGGUCUCUGCACAGCCCUGCAGUGCAUGACUAUGCCAGAGGACUAGUAAGCCAGUGGCGUGUCCAGAUCUUUUAAAAUGGGGUGGCCCAGGUGAGACAUAACUUUGUGCAUGGGUGGCACCACUGGUUAUGCUUUUUUUGUUUUACCCCCAAUCCUUUUGUGGACAAUGAAAAGCCUAUUUAAAGGUAAAUUAGUGUGGUGGCACCUGGGGUGGCCAAUCAGAUUCCAAGGGUGGCAUGUGCCACCCCAGGCCACUCCCUGGACACGCCCCUGUAGUAAGCCACAUCAACAAGCGUUGCCCUGCUGAUAAACCCUUUGCCAUCCCUGAAGGCAGAUUGCUUGAUCACACAGCAGAAAACAUCAGACAAGCUGCAGAGAGAAAACUGGAAGUGAGCUUACCCUGGUUAAAGCACAAGAAAGACCCCGAAGACGAGGGAGGCCAUCCUGUAACUGGCUCCGCCGAGCGCUACUGUUUGAGUGACGUCUGCCACCAAGGCAACAGCAUAGACCACCGUGAUAUCUUAAGAAGGAUUGAAAUUGUUCCUGAACUUGCAGGAAAAUUGAAUAGCCAGUGUGCAGAGCAGCUCUUUGCAGGAGUGAGAAAAAACAACUAUUUUCUAAACAUGCUCACCCCAUCUUCACAUGUAUUUCUGCAAAGAAACAUCCCGCACCACUACAAUGUCAGGAAGAACACAAGAGCAAAGGAAGCCAUUCAGAAAGUCAUCAGUCCUCAAGCAGCAUUGGUUUUAGACCAAAAUGGAUUCAUUGUGACGGGUAAAACUCAUUUGUUGUGUGUGUGCUUGUGUUGUUAUUGCUGUGGCCAGAGCCGAAUUAAAUAAAUGGACUAGACUAGGCAGGCUGCAUUUUAUGGGCCCCCCCUCCAUCGAUGUUAUUUAAUGAAUUGAAAUCUGAAACUUACCAAAGUUACUUAUAAAAGUUCAUUCACAUUUUACGUAGCCUAGUCUUUGGUUACAAAUUGGUUGUUUGUAUGUAAAACAUUCUAUCAGACAAUUUUAUGAUAUUAAUUAUACGUCAUUACACAGCUGUAUUAAAUGCUAAUAAAUUAUCCUCAUCUUAUCCAUUGGGAGUGUCAAUGUCAAGGCGGUACCAGUAAAUAACCACUAGGUGUCAUUAUACUCUAUAAACAGAGCAAAUAUAUUCAUCUUAUUUGCUCUGUUUACAUUUAAUCAACACAUUUAAUUAAAAAGAUUUUCUGCUAAAUACAAUAGCUUACAUUUAUGAAUGUUGACAAAUUAAUCACAUGAUGGUGGAAAGACAUUCAAGAAGAAAUAGAUUCAUUUGAAUGGACUGAAGCAUGUUUUAAAGGCGCAAAAACAAACUAUAAACACGCAGCUUAAAUGAUUACAGUAUAAAUUUUAUACAAUCUAUAAUCUUAAAAGAAAGUAUUUUAAUAAAAUGAAAACGUUAUCUUAAGUUUUGAUCUUGCUUUAUGCUCAUUCAGGCUGUUGUUGCCUCUGCUGAAUCAGAAAUUCUGUGUCAAUUUUCUGAGUGUGAACUUAUUGUUAGUUUUGUUAUUUGAACAUUAAUAAAAAUAUUUAAAAAUAAAAAUUAAUAAAACCAGCAACACUUACCAAGGAAACCAUUUAGCACGCUCCACUCCGGGAUAAUCUUCAGCCUUCCAGCAUCACGCUUUUUUAAUUGUCAAUUGGCAGCUAGACUUUAUUUAGCAUGUCUUUGCUUUGUCGUGGGUCUCACCUUUCUAAUGAUGCAUUUUUACAGAUUCUGAAGCCUAUGAACAGGGAGAUUUUCUUCCUUGAGUCCAUCAACGGCUCAGGCUUCACUCAUGCAAACCACAUCCAAACCUUAAGGUUUUAUUGUAAUCACUGGGAAAUUUGCAUGUGUUCCAUAUUCAGUUGUUGUGUUCUGUUGAACACACAGUUCAGCUUUUAUCUUCCUCUUUAUUGUUAAUAAAUGUAUUUUAAAAAUGUUACCCUCAAUGCUCCUCCCCCAUCCACACUGAGGUGACAUGCGCUGCUUCGUGGCUGCAGGAACUGAAGUUGGGAUAGUCCCAACCCACCACCCCACCUAGUGGACACUUAUGUUGUGUUGUCUGAAGUCUGUUGCAGAUCUGUCUGAGGUGUUUUUUUGCAGAGCAAAGCUGCCCUCCUGGUGGGAGGGUAACUCUGAAGUGCCUUUUUGUCCCCUCCACCUGAACCAAUCCUCAUGUAACCCUCUUAUCUCUAUUAAGGUAGAGCAACUCAGGGUUGCGAAUGACCACACUCACCAAUUCUUGUCAUGUGUCUUGCCCAUGUAUGUCUGAUCUCUGAAUUGUGUGUACUGAAACUCUAAUUUCCCUCUGGGAUUAAUGUGGCGGUUUUAAACUGGGGCCCACAGGGGCCUGGGCCCCUGUAGAUCCGGCCCUGGCCCCUGUGCUGAAGAGAUCGGAUUUUUUUUUCCCCCGCGCCGCCUCGGAGACGGGAACUAAUGCGCUGCAGCGUUUCACACGGAGCCUUUAGAGCGCAGCACACUGUGUGGACAGAACUGUUUACCCGGUGGAUUUUUGAAUAAAAGAUUAAAAAUAGUUUAAAUGGGACCCGAAGAAGUUCUUGAGGACGCCAAACGGAAAAGACGCUAAGAGACGAAGGUAAGCAAUACAGUUUAUUUUCCUGACAUCAGUGUUUUGAUCGUAGUCGCGCGUUUCUGUCAUUUACUUUUAAGUUCCUAACUGAGUCUAUCCACAGUUAACACUGACUUGUUGUUCCUUUGUAACAUUAACUGUAAAAUAAAAAUGAAGUUGCUGCAUUUUAAGCCUUAGACACGUUGAGAUUAGAUCACAGUAUUCAUUUAUCUAUGACUUUCUCGCAGCACUGACUGGAAGCAUCAGCGGCCAUGAAAAGAAAAAGGGACAUUUUGUCCUUUUUUACCGCUGUUAAUAAAGAACAGCGUAGACAGAGAGAGGAUGAAAGUCACGAGGGAGCUGAGAAGCAGGAUGAAAGAGAAGGAGGAGUUGGUUGGAGAGGAACCAGAGAGGUCAGAGGCUGUCCACCCUGAGAGUGAGGAGGAGGAAGAUGUAGGCUGUGAGGGAGAGAGUGAGGAGCAAAAAGAGGGACAUCUUCUGUCAUGUGCACCGUGUACACUACCGUCAGAUAUCAGCAAGUGCAAGGAUGACCCACCUACUCAGCAUCAUUUGAGGACAUUUCCAGUGACAUUAAUAGGAGACAGAAGACGCAGCUUUCAGCCAAGCUGGUAUGAAAGUCAUCCUUGGGUUGAAUAUUCUGUUACUAUGGACUCUACUUAUUGUCAUGCAUGCAGACAUUUUAGCUCACCAAGUAGCGCAGGAAGUGUGUUUGACUCUCAGUGUGGAUUUGGGAACUGGAAAAAAGCAACUGAGAGAGGAGGAGGGGUUUCAGUACGUGCAAAGUCUGAAAGGCAUAAGGAUUCAAUGAUAGCGUGGAGGGACUACCAGAGGGCUGUGAAAGCUAAUACAACAUUGGCUAAUGUACUCGACAAGGAACUCAGUAAAAAGGUUAAAGAAAAUCGUGAGUAUAUCAGAACAAUUGGUGAAGUGAUUUUGCUUACAGCCCGGCAAAACAUAGCCCAGAGAGGACACAAUGAGUCUGAGGAAUCAAAUAACAAAGGCAACUUCAGGGAAAUUCUUGAAAUGGUUGCAAAUCAUGAUCCAGCUGUUAAACGUAGACUCACAUCCAUUCACAACGCAAAAUACACAAGCAAGAUCAUUCAAAAUGAGGUUCUUGAUUGUUUGGCAGAAAUGGUACGCUCUGAAAUCAUUGAAGAAGUGAAAAGCAGUCAGUAUUUCAGCAUCAUGGCAGAUGAGACUAAAGAUGUUUCAAAACAGGAGCAGAUAUCAUUCAUACUCAGGUACUAUUAUGAUGGAGCUAUCAAGGAAAGUUUUCUCCAUUUUGAAUCUGCAGAAAGACUAGAUGCAGUGGGCCUUACUGAAAAGAUAGUAAUAGUCAACCUAUUGGAACGCCAUGGGUUAGACUACAAAAACAACCUUAUAGGCCAAGCAUAUGACGGUGCUGCUGUAAUGAGUGGUAAGCAUUCUGGGGUCCAGGCUAAAAUUAAAGAGACAGCUCCAUUUGCAUUUUACAUCCAUUGCAGUGCCCACUGUCUCAAUUUAGUAUGAGUUGAUUCUAUCAAAGCAGUCCCAGAAGCAAGAGGAAUGUUUUGCUCUGUUACAGAGUCUCUAUGUUUUUACUUCUGGCUCAUAGGUACACCCCAAAUGGCUGGCUGUGCAAAAUGAGAUGUAUGGCAGCACAAGAGAGCUACAAAAAUUAAGUGACACAAGAUGGGCUUGCCGAUUCAUUGCUCUACGCAACAUCAUGGACAGAUUACCUGCCCUAAAACGUGUCCUGCAAGAGACUGCACAAGAGCGCAGGGGAGGAAAAUCUUCUGAGGCUCGAGAUCUUCUGGCACAGAUUGACCUAGAAUUUGUUGUGCAUCUUGUUACGCUCCGUACAUUGUUCGGAGAAACAAAGCUUCUUUCAGAUAUGCUGCGGUCCUCAACUGUUGACCUCUCAAAAGCAGCCGAUUUAGUUGAAGGAUUGGUGCAGACUUUAACAGAUUUCAGGCAGGAGUCCUUUUUUGACAAGUUGUGGGGGGAAGUACUGAACAUUUGUGAACAGUGUGAUGCUGCCACACAGUCGGAAGCAAAACGACAGAUAAAGACAAGCUCCAGACUUCGUGAGUACCACAUACUAAGCUCAGUUGGUCAGAGGGAGCUGGCCUCUGACAAAGAAACUUAUCGGUCUUCUUUUUUAUCCUGUCAUUGACUGCAUGCUAAGUGAACUGAGCAGACGUUUUUCAAAGACCAGUUGUGAGCUGAGCAGUAUUCGAUCUCUUAACCCUAAAAGUGAUGCUUUUUGGAAAGACACCACUUUGUUUGAGUUUGGUCAUCUUUUUGAUGCUAAUAUUGAGGAUCUGGGGCAUGAACUGCAUCAGUUCAAGAGACUUUUGGAUAGAAAAAUAAAGACUGGUGUGGUUGAAAAGCUUUCUGAUACAGUGGAGUUGAUCCGUUUCACAGAGCCAUACAAAGAGGUAUUUUACGAGUUCUUUAGACUGUGCAAAAUCGCAGUUGCACUCCCAGUAAGUUCUGCCUCUUGUGAGCGGAGUUUUUCAACAUUAAAAUUAGUAAAAACCUACCUCCGGUCUACCACUACAGAUGAGCGCCUUAGCAAUCUAGGGGUGCUAAGCAUUGAAUCCAGAUGGGCCAAGGCUCUGAACCUUGAAGCAUUUGUAGACCGUUUUGCAAGACAGCACAAACAUAGAAUACUGUUAUUGUAAUGGGACAGAUUACUGUGUGACCAAUUUCUGUGUCACAUCUUGAUGAUGAUUCAUGCUGUAAAACUAAAUCAGCACAAACUUACACAAAAGAAGUGUGUGUGUGUGUGUGUGUGUGUGUGUGUGUGCGUGUGCGUGUGUGUGUGUGUGUGUGUGUGUGGACUACAAAAAGCAAAUUGUAUUGUGCAGAUAUUUUAUUUGAAUGUUUAUUUUUCAUAUGUACAUUUCAUAUAAUCUUCAAAUAAAGUCACAAACUAUAAUAAUUGACUAGAAUUGUCUUUUUACUCAAGUCUCAUGUUGCGGUGAAGCAUUCAGAAUUGUUAUCUGAGUACCAUAAAACAUGCCGGUUUUACUUUCACAAGUAAACCAUUACUGCAUUCGCCGUAAUAGUUUACUUGUUCAUUGUCUUUUAUUAUGAUUUUUUUUUUCUUGCGCCCCCAUGAAAAAAUACUGGCCCCACUGUGGCCCCCCUGGAAAAUUUGGUCUAGAACCACCCCUGUAAAGUAUAUUUGAUUGAUUAAUUGAUAAUUAUUAUUUUUAUCUCACUCUCAUUUUUAUUAUUACAUUACUUUUAUCUUAUUAUUGUCAUUUCUUUUUUUUUUUUUUUGAGAAGUAAUGUGAUUGAGUAAAUAGGGUAGGCAUAAAAAGCUAGGCUUCAGCCUACACCUGUUUGGUUACUAUAAUUGAGAUUCUGUAUUACUGUGUUCUUUCUUUUCCUUUUAAAUGACAAAAAUCAAUAAAUAAACAUUCAUGUUGUCUUGUAAUUUUAUGACAGUCUCACGGUGCACAUGUGUGUUGUUUUCAUAGACUUGUGCUUGAAGCUGUGCUCCUGGAGGUGAUCCUAACAGAAGGAGAUGCAGCUUACGGGCGACGGUGGCACAGGAGUUAAGUGCUCGCCCCGUGAUCGGAAGGUUGCAGGUUCGAGCCCCGCUCAGUCUGUCGCUGUCGUUGUGUCCUUGGACAAGACACUUAACCCACGUUGCCUGCUGGUGCAGCCUCGCCUCUGUCAGUGCGCCCCAGGGCAGCUGUGGCUACAUUGUAGCUCAUCCCCACCAGUGUGUGAAUGUGUGUGUGAAUGGGUGAAUGACUGAUUGUGUUGUAAAGCGCCUUGGGGGGUUCCAGGACUCUAGAAGGCGCUAUAUCAAAUACAGGCCAUUUACCAUUUACCUGUCAUCGGCACUGACCUGCAAACACUUCAUCACCAUUGUUUCAGAUCCUGUUUUUAGGAAGAAGGCCCACUUUGCCUGGCUGGAUGUAAUAAAUGACCAAUGAUGUUAAUUAAUUGGCUUAAUUUAAUUAUCAUUUUGUUAAUAGGUGAGAUUCACUGGAGCAGGUUUUCUGCAACCUUCAAGUCUGAGCACGGUCUAUACAAAGACUGUGUGGGCUUCACGGGAAAAGGACGAAGAGGAAAGUACCCUCGCUAUUACUCUGGUGGGAUACCUGGACACUGCCCUGGCUGUCAGCAUUGAGCAUGUUCAAAUGUUCAAACAUUGCCAAAUAGUCCAGUGAAACAUUUCUGCAGCAAGUGCACUCACAUGUGUUUUUUUGUAAUGUUGAAAAGAACUGCUGCUGUUUAGAUUUUUUUGAAACAAUAUCCUGUUGUUCCUCUGUUUGAGAAUAAAGUUUCUUGAAAAAUUG